AUGCCCCCAAAGUUGUCAGCCGCUGUUGCCCAGCCGAGCGGCCAAGGCCGAUCCGAGGAACAAGCAAUUCCAAGAAAUUCCAAGCAAUUACAAGCAAUCCACCACGCCGGUACUUUACCGAACUCCAGGCACUUCCCAUCUUCGUCUGACCACCGGAUACUCUCUCCUUCAACCCACUCCCAUCUCCAGCGCCGUUACAGCGACUCGCCGACUCCUGCUCAAGCAAGCUUUGGUGUCGACAGCCGCCAACAUGCUCGACGCUUACACUUACUAAAGGUGCCAUCGGCACCAUCUUUGCCCUCCUUGAGGCCCUUCAACGUGUGCCAUGUCUCGUCACGGUCCGUGACUUACAGACAGGCCAUGAUCCUCUGUGUUAUUUUCGAGUUGACCGGCGCUCUGGCCGUCGGCGCAAGAACCGCCUCAACCAUCAAGAACGGCAUCAUUCCCAGCGAGGCCUUUGGCGAUAACGCUGGCGUUCAGCUGCUCGCCUUUGCCUGCUCCUCUGCCGGUGCCGCCACCUGGGUCAUGUGGUGCACGCGUAACUCGGCCCACGUUUCCUCGACCUACUCGCUCGUUUCUUCCAUCGCCGGUGUUGGCGUCGCUGCCGUUGGCGCCAGCAACGUACAAUGGGGUUGGGCUAAGGGCACCGGCCUCGGUGCCAUUUUUGCCGGCCUCUGCAUGGCUCCCUUCAUUUCCGCUUGCUUCGGUGGUAUCAUCUUCAUGCUCAUCAAGCUCCUGGUCCACAUGCGCCGGAACCCUGUGCCGUGGGCCGUCUACAGCUCGCCCCUCUUUUUCCUCAUCGCCGGCACCGUCUGCACACUCUCCAUCGUCUACAAGGGCUCGCCCAACCUGGGUCUUGACAAGAAGCCCGCGUGGUACAUUGCCUCGGUUUCGCUUGGCGUCGGCUUCGGCCUCUUCUUCCUGGCUGCCCUGUUCUUCGUACCCUUCGUCCACGCCAAGGUCGUCAAGAAGGACUACACCCUGAAGCUGUGGAUGAUCGUCCAGGGUCCUCUUCUCUUCAAGCGUCCCCCCCCGGCCGACGCCGAUAUGGUCGAGGCCAAGGUUCCCAAUUACGCCGUCAUUCAGGAGUCCAACGAUUCCGACUCGGACCGCGCCGAGAAGAAGGGCCAUGCCGACGACAUCAAGGCCGUCCCCGCCGUCUCUUCGGCCGGCUCGGAUAGCGAGAAGGCCGCCGCUCCCUCCAUCGAAUACACCUACGAGCAAUACCAGCAGCUGCUCAAGGAUGCCGAAGAGCGCCACAACGCCAACCUGCGCAAGAGCCGCGGCCCCCUCGGCUGGGCCAUGCGCACGCUCCACAAGAAUCAGCUCGGUGCCGGCUCCAUCCACGAGACCCACAACCUGAUCGCCCUCGUCAAGCGCGUCCCGGCCCAGAUCGUCGUCGCCCUGUUCUACGGCAUGCACUACGACAUCCACACCGCCCAGGUCGGCAUCCACAACUCGCCCGAGGGCCGCCGCAUGGAGCGCGUCUACAGCCACGCACCUAAGUACCCCAACGAGGUCGAGCAUCUCUACUCGUACGUCCAGGUCAUCACCGCCUGUUUCCUGCUUUCUUCGAAAGUAUUGAUUUGGGAGACCGAAGUCGGGAACGCAAUUGGUGUCUGGGCCGGUAUGUACGCCGCUUGGUCCACGGGUAAGCCUAGCGCCUCCAAGGCGGACGUCCCCAUGUGGCAGCUGGGUAUCACCGCCGCGAUGAUCUGCAUUGGUUUUAUUACGUAUGGUUACAACAUUUUGAGGGUCAUGGGCAACAAGCUCACCUACCACUCGCCAAGCCGUGGCUCGUCCAUGGAGCUGGGCGCCGCCAUCACCAUCCUCAUCUUCUCGCAGUACGCGCUCCCCGUGUCGACCUCCAUGUGCAUCACGGGCGCCACCGUCGGCGUCGGCCUCUGCAACGGCACCUUCAAGGCCGUCAACUGGAAACGUGUCGGCCUCCUCUUCUUCUCCUGGGUCAUGACCAUCCCCAUUGCCGGUCUCAUUGGCGGCUGCCUCAUGGCCCUGGCUGUUAACACUCCUCACUGCUCGAAAAGUAUGGAGGGUUUCCAACAGACAAACGCUAUGGUUCAGCCGCCAUACGCCCUUGCGGCUGGUGGUCGGCUUUCCGUGUGGGGCAUCAUGAACAACUUUUACUAUUCCUACAAAGACCGACAAGAAGCCUUCCGCCCUGGGCUGGAGGGUGGAAAUACAUGA
Molecule: messenger RNA, 2205 nt
Organism: Chaetomium globosum CBS 148.51
Lineage: Eukaryota; Fungi; Ascomycota; Sordariomycetes; Sordariales; Chaetomiaceae
Exons: 7
Coding region: 1-2205 (734 amino acids)
Biological process (GO): phosphate ion transmembrane transport
Cellular component (GO): membrane
Source: RefSeq, a predicted model, not a curated record